CGCGAGCUGUAUGAUAGGUUUGACUAGAGGAAGAACUAUCUUUCAAGCUAAGCCAGGGGGGUAAGCACAUCAUGCAAGACGAGAGCCUCGUACCUAUCGCCUAACCUCCCCCUCUUUUUACUUUCUUACUAUCGCCUCUCCCACUCUGUUCUGACCGUGCUCUCAUGCUCUUUUCUCUUUUCUUUUAAUCUGCCGUAGAGAUUAUUUUCCUAUCCGUAAAACCUGUUUCAGAUGCACACACGAUUUCCCCUCCUAUUUCCACUUUAAUCCUGCCAAAAUGCCCACAUCCCUCCAACCACCAGACCACCCGCUCGCCCUACGGCGCACUCACCUCCUCGCCCCCGCCCCUGAUCGCCUCACCAACACACCAACAACCCUCACAAUAACUCGCAACAACACCCUCUCCGGCCGCGCCUUCAGCGUACACCACCUCCGCACCCACGAACCCUACGACAGCCCCACCCGCCGCUCCCUGCUAUACACCGUAACCGGGAAAUUCUGGAGCGGCACCCAGGCACGCGAGAUCCGCGAUGCCGCCGGAAGACCCCUGCUCGAGCUGCGGCGCAUGUGGUGGCAGCGCGCAUGGAGCGUGAAACGCGCCGGCGGCGGCGGCGACGAACUCAUGGGCGCAGAGAUGCGGUGGGGCGCGGGGGUGAAAAUGAAAAUGGCAGUGCGAGUACGCAACGCGCUACUCGUCGGCGCGGGGCGAAACAGCGAUAACGAAAACGAGGACGACUUCCAGAGCGAGUAUUACCCCUACGCUAUGCACAGCCGUGCGGGCAUGGGCCGUGGUGGUCGACGCCAGCAACGCCAGCAUCAACAGUACGGGCGAUACACUUCACCCCCGCCCCCGUACAGCGCCAUCGCCAGUUCCAGCACUGCCUCUGGGAACCCUGCACCAGGGGCAGGACCGGGUUCCGUCCCUGCUAUCCGCCGUCGCCGCUCGACGGACACUGUCAGUUCGAAAUCCACGCACCUCCCCUCGUAUGCGUCCGCGCACCGCCGCUCGACGCAUUCCCUCCGUGAACUCCUCGACGCGGUCGAGCCACCGGCCGAACCGGCCCCGGCGUCGAGUUAUGCGUAUGCGUUCCCGCCCGCGCGCAGGUACUCGGAGGCUGCGGUGGAGGAGAGGGCGGAAUUGAGGGUUGUGCAGAUGAGUAAUACCGUCGCGGCGGUGAUGAUGGGGGAGAAGAAGAUCGUUUCGAUUCGGAGGGAAAAGGUGAUGAUGGAUUUCCAGUUGAGUGGGCCGAUGGAUCGGUGGGAGGUUGGUGUUGCCGAGGGGGUGGAUUUAUUGCUUGCGGUUAGUAUCGUGUUGAUCAUGGCGGAGUUUGUGAGACACGAGUAUCGGGUGCGAAUCAAUUGAUGAGGAUCAUCAACCUUGAUCUAUGAUUGUUAUGAGCUGGUGGAGGUUGGAAUUUGGAUCUGGAGGGGAAGAGGGGAAUAUCUCGAAACUUUUAUCCAUGAAUGGCGUUUUAUUGCAUUAUUUACCUUUCUAUCUUGAGCCUGCAUCGCAUUUACGUGCGUCUGGGUCAUUUAUGCAUCUUUCUAUAUUAGUUCCACUGGUUUAUCACAGUGACUCUAUCGACAACAUUUCGAUCUGCACAUUGGCUUCUUGGGUGCCGAUUAAUUGACUUUGUACCCUGAUCAGUGGUAUGGACCAGCCACAGCUGGAUUUCCGUCCUGCUUGGAUAAACAAGAUCUUGAAAACCCUUUUCCAGAUUGAUAAGGU
Molecule: messenger RNA, 1729 nt
Organism: Penicillium brasilianum
Lineage: Eukaryota; Fungi; Ascomycota; Eurotiomycetes; Eurotiales; Aspergillaceae
Source: the annotation of a GenBank genome assembly